Molecule: messenger RNA, 2792 nt
Organism: Brienomyrus brachyistius
Lineage: Eukaryota; Metazoa; Chordata; Actinopteri; Osteoglossiformes; Mormyridae
Gene: nr5a1b
Product: nuclear receptor subfamily 5, group A, member 1b
Exons: 7
Coding region: 122-1624 (500 amino acids)
Biological process (GO): regulation of transcription by RNA polymerase II; hormone-mediated signaling pathway; tissue development
Cellular component (GO): RNA polymerase II transcription regulator complex
Molecular function (GO): zinc ion binding; RNA polymerase II cis-regulatory region sequence-specific DNA binding; nuclear receptor activity
Source: RefSeq, a predicted model, not a curated record
UGGACGCAGAUGGGCAUCCACCGUAUGGCACCCCUCCACCGUGCAGACAGGAGCGUGCACACGUGCGCUUUGCGGGGUGAAGCGCGCGCCGUGCGGGUGUGACAGUAACCGAAACCGUGAGAUGCGUCCGUCCUCGCUGCCUACUUCAAUGCACGACGGAAGAGAGGAGAUCUAUCCGCGCGGUACCCGAGUUGCAAGCCUGGCGACAGACACAGGUGCCACACUUAGGCUGAUGGAGUUUGCUUACGGCGCCGAUCUGGAAGAGUUAUGUCCCGUCUGUGGGGACAAAGUAUCCGGUUAUCACUACGGACUGCUCACGUGUGAGAGCUGUAAGGGCUUUUUUAAGAGGACUGUUCAAAAUAAUAAAAGAUACACUUGCGCUGAAAACCAGGACUGUAAAAUAGACAAGAGCCAACGAAAGAGAUGCCCGUUCUGUCGCUUUCAGAAAUGCCUCGGCGUCGGCAUGAGGCUCGAAGCGGUGCGCGCCGACCGCAUGCGAGGCGGCAGGAACAAGUUUGGCCCAAUGUACAAGCGUGACCGUGCCCUAAAACAGCAGAAGAAGGCUCUCCUCCAAGCCAGCGGGAUCAAGCUGGAGCCAGCACUGCCACUGCCCCCCCCCCUGCAGGCCGACUGCAGCUUCACAGCUAGUCUGCGGGACUCUCAGACGCCACCUGAAGGGCUCCUGCAUGCCGGCUGCUAUAGGCCACCUGCGCCAGGUGUGGCCAAUCAGGACUCCCGAGCCGGACCUGUCACUGGCCAAUACCAGCACACCCUCUUCCCCAGUCGGACCAUCAAGUCCGAGUACCCAGACCAGUAUGGUGGUGUGUCCGACUCCCAGAUGGGCUACCUGUACCCGGAUGUCUGCCCCUCGGGGUCCCCCCACCCCCCCCGGGUGCCCCCGCUGGUCCUGGAGCUGCUGCGUUAUGAGCCGGACGAACUGCAGAUGCAGAACAAAAUCGUGGUGUCGCUGCAGAUGGAGCAGGGGGGUCGCGGCAGGCAGGAGAAGCCCGCCACCUUCAGCCUGGUGUGCCGCAUGGCCGACCAGACGCUCUUCUCCAUUGUGGAGUGGGCAAGGAGCUGUGUCUUCUUCAAGGAGCUCAAGGUGGGCGACCAGAUGAAGCUGCUGCACAGCUGUUGGAGCGAGCUGCUGCUGCUGGACCACGUCUCACGACAAAUGCGUCACGCCAAUGCCAACAGCCUCCUGCUGGUCACUGGUCAGGAGGUGGACAUCGCCCCCAUCGCUGCCCAGGCAGGUGUUACCCUGGACAACCUAGUCCAGAGGAGCCAGGAGCUGGUGGCCAAGCUGCAAGCUUUGCUAGUGGAUCGGAGGGAGAUCGCCUGCCUCAAGUUCCUCAUACUGUUCAACCCUGACGUGAAGCUGCUGGAGAACCAGCAGUUGGUGGAGAAUGUCCAAGAGCAGGUGAGCGCUGCCCUGCAGGAGUACACAGCACGCAGCUACCCGCAGUUCCUGGACAAGUACGGGCAGCUGCUUCUGCGUCUGCCCGAGCUGCGUGCCCUCAGUGUGCAGGCUGAGGACUACCUGUGCUACAAACACCUGGGGGGCGAGGUGCCCUGCAACAACCUGCUACUAGAGAUGCUGCACGCCAAGCGGACCUGUGUGUGAGCGCUGCCUUGGACCCGCCCACCAGCCUCGCCCAGAAAUAUGCUCCGCCCCUCUGACCACUGCACAGGGGAGCCUCAGUGCUACUUUAUCAAAACAAACACGGACCCACUCGUGUUGCUGCCGAUCCUUCAAACAGUGGUGGCCACAAACAGUCACUAUGCCAAACAUUCAAUAAGAACUUUCCUUAUUUAUGGGACGAUGAAGCAGCAUGUUCCAUUACCCAGCUAGUUAGCUGCGAUCUUCUGAUUGUACUCACUAACUGUAACAUCAUAUGCAGCCAUGCUAGCAGCAUCAGAGAGAAAACCAAAGAUAGGGCGUCUCUGACAGAUUAACUGAAGCUGACCAGUUCCUUCAUCACAAGCUUUAUAGAAAAGACAGGGGUGUAAACAACCAACUUGCCCCUAAACAUGAUAUGAAAUAGCUGUUUUUUUAAAGAGCAUGUUUUACUUUUUUUAGACGCCUUCUGGCGAGUCUGGUAACACACAUAGAAACACCAAUUCUCUUCAAAGAGCCACAGAAGCUGGGAGGCACUGUUUGGUCCUAUAUGUGUAAUUUGCUGGGGGGGGGAUCCUCUGCAGCUGUGUAAUCAUGAACCUGACAUCCUGAGUGACGCAGAGAGUCCAUCUGAACAGCAGUUGAACCGUGUCUGACUCUCGUCUGGACCGCAACUGGACCUAUGAACGUUUAAUAGCGACCAGGACGCCCAGCAUUUCAGGAUGACAUAUCACAGAUAUGAAUCUUUAUUUUCAUGUUUCACAUUUUCAGUGCAGUGAGAUGACAGUUGAAAUCUCACCAGUAAGGUGUCUGUUAGGGUGCAGUAAGGUCCCACCCGAGCAGCGCCUGCCUUAAAUGCUACCCCCAUCCCGGUUACCUCGUAGGUCCUCUGUGGGGCAGCUUUUUCAGAAAGACAUAUCUGUACUAUACUGUGAAAAAUUAUCCUUCCUGUGGAUUUUUCCAGAAGGGAGGGUGCGCAUGACCGCUUCAUACCUUCCACAUUCUUCCUUUUCAAAUCAGUUUUCUAAGUUCCCUCUAGACAGUCACCUGACAGCAUGUACUCUUGGUCACAGGAUGCACCUGUCCCUCUUUAUUUACAGAUUUUCUGUUCAGCCAAAUCAUGUAAACUUCUUUCUUCCAUGCCUGUAAUUGUUUGGAAUUAUUAAAAGCCAUU